Messenger RNA from Radiomyces spectabilis, 1779 nucleotides. Its product is annotated as major facilitator superfamily domain-containing protein. Gene Ontology annotation, molecular function: transmembrane transporter activity. The record is from RefSeq and is a predicted model, not a curated record. Lineage: Eukaryota; Fungi; Mucoromycota; Mucoromycetes; Mucorales; Radiomycetaceae. Bases 1 to 1779 code for a protein of 592 amino acids. The transcript is spliced from 6 exons. Gene Ontology annotation, biological process: transmembrane transport.
AUGAGAUCCUUGAAAGACGACGACGACAACCAGAUCCAAUCCGCGGUCGACCCAAAACCCGUCUCCAACCAAUCCACUUGCUCCAGUCAUAAACUUCAUGAAGAUCUUUUUUCACCCGAGGAACUCAAUGCCUGCGAUCGCGAGGUAACCGAUCCUGAAUCGGAAAAGGAUCCCUUGAUGAAAGCAUCCAUUCAACUCAAGAUCGUCAUUCUCAUUUGUAUGCUGGCACUGCCUGUGGGAUGCCAUUAUCUUGAGGCGACAAUGGGAACAUUGAAAACAACAUUGAAGCACAAAAUGCAUAUCAAUAAUACAGAAUUCAGUAUUCUCCUGUCAUCGGUCUCGUUGGUCAAUACGGUGCUGCCGUUGCUGGCCGGUACUUUUAUCGAUGAUGUGAGUCACCUAGGGUCCAUCCGUGCAACCACCAUAGUCAGUAUGGUUAUUUUCAUUGGCAGUCUCCUUGUUUCAAUUGCCGGAAUCCGUAACAGCUAUCCAAUAAUGAUCACUGGCCAGAUAAUCUAUGGUCUCGGGGGCGGAAUGAUUGUUACUAUGCAAGAAGGCAUUCUCAGUCGAUGGUUCCGGGACAGACAACUGGCCAUUGUUAUUGGCAUCUUGUUAUGCAUUGCUCGGCUCACCAAGUGGGCGGCAAAAAUGGUCUGCUAUCCUAUUAUUUCAGCAACCGGAUCGGAUGUUUUGCCGAUCCACGUCGCCACCAUGCUAUGCGCGAGUGGGGUGGUCAUGAAUGCGGUUUAUUGGAUGAUCAUGUACAAGAACGGGUGGGCGACCGUCACUGGCAAAGAAAUUGUUCAGGUCAAAGCCAAAUACCGUAACCAAUUCAAACGCACAGAAAAGGACAACUCGUCUUCGAUAAUCACCAAUUCUUUCCGCUGGUCGGCCUCCCUCUUCCUGUACAUUCCCGCCACUUUCUGGAUGGUGCCUUGGGUUCAACUCAUCAUGUCCAGUGUCCUGAGCAGUUUCGAUGAUAUCGCCACUGAGUUUGUGCAGUUUCGCUUCCAAACAACCAGCAUCAUGGCCGGGUAUCAAAGUAGUUUAACUCAAGUGGUCCCCAUUGUCGCCGCACCUGUCAUGGGAGUCAUUGUUCACCGCUUUGGCAAGCGGUUGACAAGCUUGCUGUUUGCCACCUUUGUCUUGACCGCGUCGAUGGUUUGCUUGGCGUAUACAUGGGCUCCGCCUGCCGUGGGGAUGAUUCUGUUCUCACUUGCUUUGGCCUUGGGUCCUGUUUCCGUGCUGAGUUCGACUUCGUUGCUUCUGCCGCAUGAACUCGCCGGGACCGGCAUGGGUCUUCACAAAUGUGCCAAUAAUAUCGGCACAACCAUCGUCUCUGUCAUUGUAGGGUACGUGCAGGAUUUAACCUAUCAUGAUGGCGACCCUCAUGAUGAUCAAGCGGACCUUCGGCAAGAAUACCAUGGCGUCAUGAUAUUCUACCUUGUCAUGGCCGGCUGUUCAAUUUUGGUGGUGGCGAUUUUCUGGAUGAUGGAUCGAAAACUGCUGAACGGCUGGCUUCAAGCCGACAAGAAGGAACGCGAUCGACGUCUCAGGUGUGUUCAGCAACUGCAAGAAGAAGAAGCCAAACAAUACCGGUACGGCCCAGCCUACGAAUCGAAAUCCACCGAGAUUUCCGCUCAACUUCAAGGCAUCGGUUCUCAACUUCGUGAACGCAAGUCGUAUGUGUAUGUGUCCAUUUACUCAUUCUGGCUCGUCGCAUCCUGGGCCGUCUUCCUUACCUUUGCCUUGAUGCCUAUAUACCAACAUUAUUCAUGA